Molecule: messenger RNA, 3915 nt
Organism: Lates calcarifer (barramundi perch)
Lineage: Eukaryota; Metazoa; Chordata; Actinopteri; Centropomidae
Product: CMRF35-like molecule 8
Exons: 8
Coding region: 1856-3301 (481 amino acids)
Cellular component (GO): plasma membrane
Molecular function (GO): transmembrane signaling receptor activity
Source: RefSeq, a predicted model, not a curated record
UGAAAUCUACAACAUCUAUGGCCGAGGUUUCAGUUCCAUUCACUUUUGAUAUGAAAUCCGGCUCAGACUCAGGAAAUACACCAAGAUAUGUGGAUGUUGGACCCUGUCAGUGACUUAAAGAUACAGGAUUAAUCGUCCACCCUGUUCACGUCAUCAAGGUUUUGUAUCAGGACUUUGACGCUGAUCUGUAAAGACUAGAUUUGUUGUUGAUUGUUGUAAUUUACUCCUGAAGCCUGAAGCUCAGUUGAAAUAUGUUUUAGAGCCCCUACUGAUACAGGAUGACUUUUCAUUAGUGUCAUUUGUCCAAAUCUCUGCACAGCUAAUGAUGUUCCCAUCAGCCUCAGCUGCACUUUUAUUUAGUGCUUAUUAGUGCUUCAGAACUGCCUUAAUUCUUCAACACGAUGCUGGAAACAUUCCUCAGAGAUUCUGGUCCACAUUGACAUGACAGCAUCACACUGCUGCUGCUGAUCUGUCAGCUGCACAUCCCAAAGAGACCGUAGAGACCGUUUAACUACAGUGAACUCAUUGUCAUGUUGAAGAAACGAGUCUGAGAUGAUCUGAGUUUUGUGACAUGGAGCGUUACCCUGCAUGGAAGCAGGAGGCAGCCUUCAGAGGAUGGUACACUGUGGUCAUAAAGGGAUGGACAUGGUCAGCAACAAUACCCAGGUAGGCUGCAGUGUUUAAACGAUGCUUAGCUGGUACUAAGGAGCCAAAAGUGUGCCAAGAAAAUAUCUCCCACACCAUUACACCAGCAGCAGCCUGAAACCUUAUUACAAGGUCAGAUCCAUGCUUUCAUGUCCUUUACACCAAAUUCUGACCCUACUACCUGAAUGUCUCAGCAUAAAUCGUCUCAUCAGACCAGGCAGCGUUUUUACAAUCUUCUCCUGUCCAGUUCUGUUGAGCCUGUGUGAACUGUAGCCUCAGAGAUAACACUAGAUGGUUGUGCUGGAAAAUCCCAGAUCAGCAGUUUCUGAAAUACUCAGACCAGCCCCUCUGCCACCGACAACCAAACCAAGGUCAAAGCCAUUUAAAUCACCUCUCUUGAUAUUUGUGUUAACAAGCAGAUAAACAGGUGUACCACAUAAAGUGACCAGUGACUUUAUAUACAGUUAUGAGUAGGGCUGUAUAUAACGACAGAUGACAUAACAGCUCUCCAGAUUCAGGGCUCCAGACUGCAAAUAUUUAAUCGCAUUUUGCAGCCAAUUUUGGAGGCAGUGCAGCUAAAUUUUAGAUCUAGACGCACCAGUGUGACGUGUAAAUAUGCCCCCCGUUCUCAGGCCAGGUCCACUCUUUCCUAUACAUUGCUUUAUCAUUUAUGUUCACGCUGCUUCUCUGUCCUCUUUGCUCUGUUAUUUAGUAAUAAAAAGAUGGAUGAGGAUAUGGAGGAUGAGGAAAUCACAGUUUAAAUUCUUUCACUAUGAGCCCUGUUUAACCUGUGAUAUUUUGUGAUAUAGAUUUACUUCAUUUUCUCCCAUAUUAAAGCUCAACUUAAAUCAUUCAUGUACAUUUAAUAAAUCCUUUCCUUUAAAGUAAAACAACACAUUGUUAUUUCGUGUUGCAUUGAAUGUGGAUUUAUGUUGCCUAACUUCCUUGAUGUGAUUAAAACGUGUAAUCUGCUAAUCAGAUGUUAUCAUGUUCAAUAACUCUUCUGGGCGAGAGAGAUGAUGUACUGUGAUACUGUGAUACACAAAAACUCACUGAGAGUAAAGGAAAGAGAGAAAGAAAAAGAGGAAGAAGAUAAGAAGGGGCUGGGUUACCUAAAAUAGAAACCCACUGGGAUCAAACAACAAAUGCAAAGAAGAAGUGAUGAGAACAACUUGAGUUAAACUGUCUCUCUCAGGACUUCAGCACCAAGAUGAACAAGAUGAGGAGUUUUCUUCUACUCGUCCUCUCACUGCUGACAGGCUGUGAGGCCACGUCUGAAAGAAAGUGUCCAGGAGGAUGGAUUGAAUUCAUGUGUGCGCAUUCUACAAAUCAAAGAGAAUAUGAAGUAAAGGAUAAGGGGAAAACGGAUGACAAAUCUCAUCUGUACCAAGCUGGGAAAAACAUCUGGUUGGUUAAAAAACAACGAAGUGAUGAUGUUAGGUACACCUGCAAAACGUUUUCAGCUGGUGGAAAGAACGGCUGCCAGGAACCAUUUAAUCAAACUGCGUACAGAACAGCUAAAACCACCAUCAUCUGUGAUUACCCAGAAAAUAAAGACAAGUCCAGACUCAAGUUUUUCUGCAAAGACACAAAUGGCAUCUGUGAGGAAAUAUUAACAGAAUCUUCUAAAAGUUCAAACAAGAGGUUCACUCUCACAGGCACUAAAAGGGACUUCAACAUUUCCAUCAGUAACGUGUCCUCAGACGAUGCUGGUGUCUACUGGUGUGGACUGAAAUCAAAUGACAGAAGGCGUGCUACAUUAAGACAAAUACAACUGAAGGUUCAAAGUAUUACAAACUUCACAAGAUCCUCAACUGUUGGACAGAAUAUCUCAUACUGGUGUAAGGACCCACAAAAUCCUCCCACUGAUAAAUUCAUUUGUAAAGGGGAAGAUCCAUCUAUAUGUCAACGUCUAGUCAGCACCACACAGCCCAACAUGGACAAUGGGAAGUUUUCUAUGAAGGACGACACAGGGAAGAGAAACAUCACCAUAACAGUGAGAAACCUAACAACAGACGACACUGGAACAUACUGGUGUGGAGCAGAAACCACUGACAAAGGACGCAGCAACCUGUUCUUCCACACAUUGUUGAUGACCGUAGUGCCACCAUCAACACCAGAACCACCUCCUGUUCCAACAACCCAGUCAACUACUGCACCUGCUCAGAGUCGUGCUGGGCUACAGACGGUCAUGAUUGUGAUCCCCUGUGUGGCUGUGUUGCUGCUGCUGCUGUUGCUAAUUUCGUUUCUUAUCUACAAACGAUUUUCACGUUCAAAAAACACAAAGAAUGAAGCCAACGCACAGCACAUCAGAGAGGCUAAUAUCUAUGAGGAGAUACAGGAGUGCCUCCAGAAGCCUGACACUGGAAAUACAACAACCAUAAUUUAUACCACGGCCAGCUUUCCCAUGAACCCUCCUGCCUCACUGCAUUACUCCACCAUCAACUUCCAGAACAGCUCAGACAAAGGUGAGGCACGGAUCCCCAGACCCAGCUCCUCCAUCUGUGAGUAUACUACUGUGAAGAGCAUCCAAAGUCCAGCCGACUCGCCUGUCGUUCAGCGAUCCAGAUCAACAGAGGAUCCUCUCUACACAACAGUCAACAAGCCACAGCAGCAGCAACCAGGAGGAAACAUCAGCCCUGACAGGAAGAUGUGAAAUCUACAACAUCUAUGGCCGAGGUUUCAGUUCCACUUUUGAUGUGUUUACAAUGAAAUCCAGCUCAGACUCAGAAAAUACACCAAGAUAUUUGGAUGUUGGAUAUCUUGUUCAAAUAUUUAAAUACGUGUUAUUCUUAUUGUUAAAGAAAAACUCUGGUAUUUUUGACUCUGGGCCUUAUUUUUUCAUGUUUUGGGCUUUAAAUGAUACUGCUUUAAUACCGCUGUCUGAACUGGUUAGUUUGUGUUAUUGUGUGACUCUCAGUGGUGGACCAAGUAUUCAUAUCCUUAAAAUAAGUAAAAGUACCACACCGUAACACAAACAAACUAGCAAAUGAAGGCAGUGGUAUUUGCGGUUUUCCUAUCAGAUGCAAAAUACCAGAAAUAUCCUUUAAUGUGUAGCUCUACUGGUCACUUGCUUAAAAGUAAUAAUUCUUAAGACUUAAUGUACUUUUUUAUUACUACUGUUUUUUAUUCAUUAGUAUUUUUCUUUUGAAGAUAUUGUUUUAUUUGAUUUGUAGUAGCUGUUUUUUUACCACUGGUUGCUAUUUAACGUAUCUCAGAAAAGCCAAAGAACAGAGAAUAACAGAAUAAGUAAAAUAAAUGAGUUAUUCA